AUGACGGAGAAAGUGCAAGAAGAGCGCAGCAAGCGUGGGGAGGUGGAAAAGCGCAAUCACUCUUUGUUGAUGGAGCUGGAUCAAUUGCAGAAAGAGGUUCUGGCACUGCGAGCCGCCGCCGCUGCAAGCUCCAAUUCUAGCGCAGCGUCACAGGGAGGGAGUGCAUCAACCAGCUCUGCGAGAGAUCAACUUGCCCCCACCAUGCUCGGUGACGCAGAAGCUGGUGAGUUCUGCUGGAAAGAACUUUUGGACGCCAAGAAGGCCAAAGAGAAGGCCCUCGCGGAGGCCCACCAACGUGCAAUGCAAGUGAUGGAGCUGAACGCGUGCAUCUCAAUGCAACACGACGAGCUUGCAGCACUGCGGACUUGUGCCAGAGAAGACCGCAAAGCACUCGAGCAAAGCGAUGCGACAGCAAAAGAGCUUCGCCAAGAGAACCAACUGCGAACACAGGAGACAAGCUUGCUGCGUGAGAAUGUAGACCACCUCACCGCUGAAAUGGGGAAACGCGGUGCCCAUUUUAAAGCGAUCAUGGAGAAGUGGACUGAGGCGCAGGCACAGAGUGAACACAGAGAGCGGGAAAAUGUCGCUCUUCGAGAACAACUGCAGACAGCUCGUCAGCGUGCUGAACUUCGGGAGCGUGAGCUGGAAACGCUUCGAGAUGAGAGGGAUGCCCUUCAGCAUCAAGCGAACCAACUCAAGGGGGCGGUGGCAGCUAAAACAGCGGAAUCUAAGGCCUUCCAAGCGUAUGGAGCUAGCGCUCGGGAGCACUUGCAGGCUCAGCAAGCAGCCAUACAGCGUCACACCGUAUAUCGUCGACAGGUGAAUGGGUUAGCCAGAGAAGCCAUCAGCUCGCUGCGUGGAAUGCGCGUAACACUGGCGCAGACUCGAACACCACUUGUGGCUAUCCAAGGAGAUUUCCGACGCUUUCUAGAGAGACUUCGGGCCCCCGUCAUGACACUCGUCGAACGUUCGUCGCGAUAUGCAAUUGCAGCCCAUAUGGAGCAUGCUCCGCUACGUUUGGCGUUGUAUAGCGCUGAACUGACACGCCGGCAUCUCCAUGAGCAGGUUUGGCGUGCGAGACGCGAUGCAUUGAUCAUUUGUCAGCUACAAAACGUUGAACCUUCUCCGGAUCCUGUGACCGGGGAUGACAGCGAGACUGACACGUUAGUGCUUCGCGCCAACUACAGCAAUGGCGAAUUAUUUUUGCGCGAAGGGGGUGAGAACUCUGAUGAAGUGCUGGGCGUCAAAUGCGACGCAGUGUUCUCGGACCGAGCUCGCGAAUGGGAUCGCCACGAAUCGGUGACGCCCCUUCUCCAAUCUGUCAUCGACGGAUGCAACGCAUGCGUCACGACGUUUGUAGGAGCCUCGCCACUACGAAUUGGGGCGUCUACAGUAUCGCAAACGGUCCCAGAGCUGCUACUGCGUGAGCUGUUUGCAGCCGUAGGAGCACACGGGAAUGAUGCUCGCUUCCAUCGAGCCAAGUUCACCAUCAGCUUCCUCGCCGUUUUCAACGAGACCGUUUACGACUUGUUAGGUCUCGAGGCUGUGGCAGCUCCAACGACCGAGGCAAACGCCUCCGCUGCUCGACAGAUUGUGGUGCUGGAGGUACAAAACGCCGAAGAGGCUUUGAUGGUGCUCGCUGGGGGUCGUGAAUAUCUCACUACCAAUGCGAUCCAGCCGUUUGGAGACACUAGUGCAGUGCCGGCACUAAUCGGGUCACUGACCCAUACGGUUGCGACGGUUUGCUUGUCGUACGAAAGCUUGCUCACAGGCGCAGCGCCAGUCAAAUCAAAGCUUCAGAUAGUCGAGUUGGCGCUAGGGUCUGGUAGUGGUGCAAAAUCUGCUGUAAACCCACCGCUCCCGUGGUCUGACAACCCUGACGAGGAGGUUAAACAACGAGUUACGGUCGAAAAUGGAGCGGAGGCGCUUCUUACGACACUAGCCGAAGUCCGGCUGAAAGACGUGGCCUUUGUGCGCUACCACAGCUCCAAACUCACCGUGCUACUUCAAGACACCAUAAAACCCGGAACAAAGUUCCUCGCACUGCAGAUGCGUACAGCGGUCGGAGGAGGUGAAGACUCGCGUAUGGCCUCAAAGAACAGCAGCCGCGAUCGCUCCCUAGAGGCAUUCAUGAACCGAUUUGCCUUACAACAGUCACAACUCGGCAGCGCUCUCCCGUUCUCCUCACUUGACAUGCAGGACCACGCUCGUCACAAUGCCGGCGCCGAAACAUCGUGGGGGACUGAGCUCGAGAUCAUGACCAGACGAUACGGCAAAGACGGACUCACUUCCUUAAAUCUUCCUCCCGCCCCUGUAGCAUCGGUACGCAAAGCGAAACCCAAUCGCAAAGGCGGAAAGGUGUCACGAAGCUAUAUUGCAGCAGCAACAGCCACGAAGAAGCAGGCGGCAACCAUCCUCAUGUUGUCACGCUCUGUGUCGAUGUCUCGACCCGCUGCCACAGAAACAUCAACUGCCGCAUUGACGACACCCACACCGUCAUCGUCCCACUCCAUCACCGGCACAGUGCUCAAGAUCCGGCGGGAAACUGCCUCGAGCGCCUUGAAGAAGACGCUGACCAACCGAAACUUUCAGGACAAACGCUCUCCGUUCCGCUAA
Messenger RNA from Phytophthora infestans T30-4, 2616 nucleotides. RefSeq lists its product as uncharacterized. Gene Ontology annotation, biological process: microtubule-based movement. Gene Ontology annotation, molecular function: microtubule motor activity; microtubule binding; ATP binding. NCBI's taxonomy places the organism in Eukaryota, Oomycota, Peronosporomycetes, Peronosporales, Peronosporaceae. Bases 1 to 2616 code for a protein of 871 amino acids. The record is from RefSeq and is a predicted model, not a curated record. The transcript is spliced from 3 exons.